Grus americana (Whooping crane) is the source of this 2241-nucleotide messenger RNA. RefSeq names its product transcription factor 23 (gene TCF23). NCBI's taxonomy places the organism in Eukaryota, Metazoa, Chordata, Aves, Gruiformes, Gruidae. Bases 1583 to 2176 code for a protein of 197 amino acids. Gene Ontology annotation, molecular function: DNA-binding transcription factor activity, RNA polymerase II-specific; protein dimerization activity; RNA polymerase II transcription regulatory region sequence-specific DNA binding. The transcript has 2 exons. The record is from RefSeq and is a predicted model, not a curated record. Gene Ontology annotation, biological process: developmental process; regulation of transcription by RNA polymerase II.
CGCGUCACCGCGUCGCUGCGUCAUCGCGCCGCCGCCACGUCCGCCCCGCCCCGCUCCCUAGCCCCGCCCCCUGUCGCCCAUAGCCCCGCCCCUGUCGCCCAUAGCCCCGCCCCCUGCCCCGCCCCGAUGCGCAGAGCAGAGCGCGGGCAGGGUCGUGCGUGUCCGUGGGUGUCCGUGGGUGUCCGUGGGUGCUCCGCAGUGCCGGGACAGCAGCUGCCUACGGCUCCCGGCAUGGCAGCGCCCCGCACGGACAGUUCCCGGGCAGUGGGGCAUCACGUCUGCACGGCACUGCCUUCAACAGAGCCCCGCGUGGGUGUGGGGGGUCCUGACCUGCCCCCCACCCCCACGUAUAUCCCUCUGCAGUGGGGCAGCACCCACAUACCCGCACGAGGCAACAGGGGACCCCUGUGUGCCCCCCAUGGCGGGCUGGGGGCUGCCCCGCCUGCAGCCCAGCUGCGGACCCCCCCGUUCCCCCUGUCCCUGGCCAGCAGGGCCCCCCCGUGCCCCUCUUGGGGCCCCUCGUGCUGCCCGGCACCCAUCACCCCGCUGCCCUGGGUGCCACAGGUCACCCGUGGGCAUGCUGCCCAUGCCGGGCUGCCCUGGCACCCUGGCACUGCCCUACAGCCGCUGCCUGUCCCCAUGGUCCCCUCGCCUGGGGACGGGGCUGGGGUGCGGCUGGCGCAGCCCCCGGGGGACCCCCCAGCCCAUGCCACGUGGCAGCGGGUGUGGGAGUCCCCACGGGGUGGGCCCACUGCUGCAGGCAGCUGCCUGCCCUGUGCACCAGCACUGGGGUCCCAUCCCACGGGCAGGGCCUCGGGACGCGGGGCCGGGGCGCGGUGUGACCCCAUGUGGUGCCCUGCCCGGUGCACGGCCUGUGCCUGCGGCACCCCGCCUGGGGCCGGUGGCUCCGUGGCGCUGGGGCCGGGCUGUGGGGCGAGCAGGGCUCCCGUGGGCGGCCGCGGGCCGGGGGAGGCUCCGGCUGGGACAGCCCGUAUCCUCCUGCUCAUCCCACGGUGCCAAGGAGGGGGAGGCGAGACGCCCGCCCAGACAAGGCCGCGGGCCGGGCCGGGCCGGGAGGCGGCGGGGGGAUGUGCUGGCGCUCCCUGGGGCGCCCCGACCCACCGGUGCUUCGCGGGGCCGAGGCGCAGGCAGGAACGCGGGCAGGGGCUGCCUGGCGGAGCCCGGCAUGGCCGAGAGCACAGGGGCAGGCGCCGGCGAGGGGUGCGGAGCGGGGCUGGCUGCCACACACGGCUGCUCCCCGGCCACCACCACCCCCCGCUCCCGGGAGAGAGGCACCCGCAGCCCCCCACGAGCCAACCGGCGCUGCCGGGGAGGGGGCACAGGCAGGACCCCGGGGCCCUCAUCCACCCGGCCCGGUGAUCUGGGGAGCCCCCCGACAGCAGGACAGGUAAGGAGCUGGGUGAGUGCGGGAGCAGGACCCCACAGACCCCACGCGUGGUGGCAGCAGGGAGCCCCGGGGGGCUGCUGUGGGGAGGGGCUCACACCAGGCAGUGCCAGCCCACCCCACUCGGGUGCAGGUCGUGGGCAGGACUGAGCCCAGGGGGUGCGGGCAGGGGGGCACAUGGGUGGGUGGGACGCAGCCCUGGGGGCACAGACACCCCACGGGGCCCAGGACCUGGGGCCACCCGGCUGCUCCGGGGACAGGUGGCACGCAGAGGAUGGGUGCUGUCCCCAUCCCGCCGGGGUGACGGUGCCCUCCCCGGCCUCAGCCACAGGGCACCACGGCCCCCGGGCCGGCUCAGUCCCACUCUUGCCGCAGGGCCCCCCGGUGCCACUGUGCCCCCAGAACGCGGCGCGGGAGCGGAGCCGGGUGCGGGCGCUGCGCCGGGCCUUCCAGUCGCUGCAGGCAGCCCUGCCCACCGUGCCCCCCGGCACCAAGCUCUCCAAGCUGGACGUCCUCGUCCUGGCCACCAGCUACAUCGCCCACCUCAGCCACGCGCUGGGCCGCGGGCCCCCCCCGCCCGCACCCUCCCACCCACUCCAUGGACACCCGCUCCUGCACCCCAUGAAGAAGUGGCCGAUGCGCUCCCGCCUCUACGCCGGCCCUUGGGGGGGCCCCAGUCCUGACCCCCCCGGGGCAGCCGCAGCCACCAGCAGCCACCAGCACACAGGCGCGGGAGGCAGCAGGCUGGCAGCAGGGGACGGCACCCCCUGACCCCCGGGGUGCCCACAGGAGCCCCCACACGGGCUCUCUCCCUGCAGCACGGGGGGUCCGUGAGC